AUGGAACAUUUCUUGUAUCGAGGCGAGGAUUGUGUCGAGCAGUUCAUUUCAACUCUCAAUCAAAUGUCCAGACUCAUUCCCGAGUGGAGUAGGAGCGAUCUCACGACGGUCAAAAAGACAGAGAACUCCGACAGUCCCUGUGAUGUAUGUGGUGAGUCGUUCGACAAACGUAAAAGAAAGGACAACGAUCAUUUUACCGGACCUUACAGGCUGUGCCAAGGCUGUAACUUAAACGAUAGGAAUAACAAAAAAGUCAAUCCCCUGGUUGCACGCAACCACUCGUACGACCUUGCCUUUAUUUUACCGAAACUACAUUUAUUCGAGUCGAGAGAUAUCAAGGUUCUCGCCAGUAGCUGUCAACAGUUUAAGCGACUCGACGUGGGUAACCUACGGUUUCUCGACAGUCUAGCUUUCCUCCCCGCGAGCUUAGACGCACUUGUGCAGGACCUCCAUUCCAAAGGCUUGGAAAACUUUCGCUGCCUUCGUGAAGCGUUCCUUCAACAUAUUGAGUUGCUGGCACGUAAGGGUGUGUUUCCAUACGAUUACAUAACCGACUUCAGCGUCUACGAUGAGCCCGAGUUGCCACCACGUGAGUCGUUUUACAACAAGCUUAACGACGCUCACAUUUCUGAGACGGAUUAUCACCAUGCCCAGGCCGUUUUUGACACGUUUAAGUUAAAAAACGUGGGAGAGUACAGUGACUGCUAUUUGAAACUCGACUGCUUACUUCUAUCCGACGUAAUGCAAAAUUUUAGGAAAUGGACCCUGGAAACCUACGAGAUCAAUCCCCUGCAUUUCGUGUCGCUUCCUGCCCUCAGCUUGGCCUGUGCGCUUAAGCAAACAAAAAUCAAACUUGAAUUGCUCAGCGACGUCGACGCAUAUCUUUUUAUCAAAUCGGGUUUACGAGGAGGAAUCGUGCAAUGUGCAGUUCGACAUGCGAGAGCCAACGUUCCAACCAGCGACUUGUUCGAUCCUAACAAAGAAGCUUCUCAAAUGUUCGACCUCGAUGUGAACGGUCUUUACGCGUCAACGAUGAGACAAUCACUUCCGUACAGGGAUUUCCGAUUGCUCGAUCGCGAAGAAAUCAAUGCCCUUCAGCUCGCUCAGGUUUCAGACGACUCACCCACUGGUUACAUCAUGGAGGUAGACCUAGACUAUCCAGAGGAACUACACGACUCGCAUGCAGACUUUCCUUUGGCUCCGGAAAAACGAGAGGUUCCUUUCGAAUGGCUUUCGUCUUUUCAAAAGGUGCUAGUAAAAAAAUUUGACCUACCCGAGAGAGAAUCUGAACGUAAGCUUCUUUUAACACUAUUUCUCAAACGUAAUUACGUUAUUCAUUUCCGAAACCUAAGGUUGUACCUGCAGCUAGGGUUAAAACUGAAGAUGAUUCAUCGCGUCCUGAAGUUUUCCCAGCGAGCCUUUCUAAAAGAAUUUAUCGACUUCAAUCACGAUCUGCGCAAGCAGGCUACCAACACCUUUCAGAAGAAUCUGUCAAAGCUCUUUAUGAACUCGAUCUACGGAAAGACGAUCGAAAAUCCUCGCCAGUACAACGACAUUGUCAGUAGCGUUUCUGAGAACGAAGUCGUAAAAAAUCUGCAAAAACCUAACCUUAGACAAUUUACAGCGAUCAGUCCGAACGUGGUCCUAUUUCAAUUUUCACAGAAAACUUUGCGCCUGAACAAGCCCAUAUACGCAGGUUUCUUUAUCCUAGAGAUGUCGAAGAUCGUCAUGUACGAUUUCCUCUAUAAUCAGAUCAGGAGAGUUUUCCCGGAUGCUCGCGCUGCAUAUAGCGACACGGAUUCAUUUAUCCUCCAAUUCAGCGGUCGGGACGUCGACGAGAGACUCGCAGAGCUUACUGAGAGCCACCUAGAUAAUUCCGGUUACCCGUCGGAGCACGCCUUGUAUUCGCUUCAACACAAAAUGCGACUUGGAGUUUUCAAAAACGAGCUGCCGAAAGAUCACAUUCUAGGAUUUGUCUGUCUUAAACCGAAACUCUAUGCGCUCGAUCUAGAAUCUCAAGAACAUUGUGUGAGGGCUAGAAGAGUGAAAAGAUGCGAGUGGCGUAAGCUAACUUACGAUCUUUACCUUCAGACUCUCGAGACACAAACUCUGCACACUAUCACCCAAAGAAUCAUUGCUCGUAAGCAAAAUGAAAACAAAAGUGUCGUCGUAGAAAAAAUUGGAUUGAACCCUUUCGACAACAAGCGUUUUAUCGAAGACAACGGACUUUCGACGCUUUCUUAUGGACAUUUCAGACUCGGCGAAAUGUCCUCCUCCAAGACAACCGGGUGUGUUCGGUAA
This is a messenger RNA of Ixodes scapularis (black-legged tick), 2301 nucleotides long. RefSeq lists its product as uncharacterized. The coding region runs from base 1 to 2301 and encodes 766 amino acids. Lineage: Eukaryota; Metazoa; Arthropoda; Arachnida; Ixodida; Ixodidae. Gene Ontology annotation, biological process: DNA replication. Gene Ontology annotation, molecular function: DNA binding; DNA-directed DNA polymerase activity; nucleotide binding. The record is from RefSeq and is a predicted model, not a curated record. The transcript has a single exon.